Messenger RNA from Priceomyces carsonii, 1605 nucleotides. It is a transcript of the gene PHR1, whose product is annotated as Phr1p. Gene Ontology annotation, molecular function: 1,3-beta-glucanosyltransferase activity. Bases 1 to 1605 code for a protein of 534 amino acids. Lineage: Eukaryota; Fungi; Ascomycota; Pichiomycetes; Serinales; Debaryomycetaceae. Gene Ontology annotation, biological process: fungal-type cell wall organization; fungal-type cell wall (1->3)-beta-D-glucan biosynthetic process. The record is from RefSeq and is a predicted model, not a curated record. The transcript has a single exon. Gene Ontology annotation, cellular component: plasma membrane.
AUGCUCAGACAAAUUAUUACUUUAGUUACAAUUGCCAUUCUUGCGCAGGUAAGUUGGGCUGGAGAUAGCAGUUUUCCUACUAUCGAAGUUGUGGGUAACAAAUUUUUUUACAGCAAUAAUGGUUCUCAAUUCUAUAUCAGAGGCGUCGCCUAUCAAGAGAACACAGAAGAUAGCGACAGUUUCAAAGAUCCAUUGGCCGACGGUGACGCUUGCAAGAGAGACAUUAAAUAUCUUCAGGAGAUCAAAACUAAUGUCUUACGAGUUUAUUCUCUCAAUACCUCUGUUAAGCACGACACUUGCAUGAAAGCUCUAGCAGACGCAGGCAUUUAUGUUAUUGCUGAUUUGUCAGAACCAUCAGAGUCUAUUAAUAGGGAUGAUCCAGAAUGGAACUUGGAUUUAUACAAGAGAUAUGCUAAUGUCAUCGAUGAAUUUCAGACAUAUAAUAAUACAUUAGGUUUUUUUGCUGGUAAUGAAGUCACCAAUAACAAAUCAAAUACUGAUGCAUCUCCAUUCGUUAAAGCUGCAAUUCGUGAUAUGAAAAAAUAUAUCAAGUCUAAAAAGUAUAGGACAAUACCAGUCGGUUAUUCGACGUCUGAUGAUGCUACCAUCAGAGCCAAGCUUCCUGAGUACUUCUCUUGUGGAAGUGAAGAGGAAAGAGCAGACUUUUUUGGUCUCAACAAUUAUGAGUGGUGUGGAGACAGUAGUUUCUCAUCUUCAGGCUACGAAGAGCGCACGGAAGAAUAUAAAAACUUGACAAUUCCAGUAUUUUUUUCAGAAUAUGGUUGCAAUGAGAAAAAGCCAAGAAAGUUCACUGAUGUGCCUACAAUUUAUGGUGAUAAGAUGACAGAUGUUUGGUCGGGUGGUAUUGUUUACAUGUACUUUCAGGAGGAAAAUGACUACGGUUUAGUUUCUGUCAAAGGUAGCAGUGUGAGCACAUUAAGUGAUUUUAAAUACUUAUCUCUGGAAAUGGCCUCAAUUUCCCCUUCAUCUGCUAAGUCAUCAUCCCAGAAAGCUUCCACUCUCUCCUGUCCUGCCACCGGAUCUAGCUGGCAAGCUGCCACUAAGCUCCCACCGACACCCGAUGAAGAUACUUGUGAUUGUAUUGCCAAAUCCUUAGAAUGUGUUGUUGCUGACAGCGUUGAUGAGGAUGACUAUGGUGACUUAUUUGGUUCUGUAUGUGGCGAGAUAUCUUGUGAUGCUAUUAACGUUAAUGGAAAGAAAGGGACAUACGGUAAGUUUUCUUACUGUUCGACGAAGGACAAACUCUCGUACGUUUUGAAUGCAUAUUACGAGAAGAAUGGUAAAAAGCUGUCCGCAUGCAGUUUCAAGGGAUCAGCUUCUAUUAAUAAAAGUGCUUCAUCUGCCAAGUCCUGCUCAAAGAAGACUUCAGAAGCAACAGGUAAUGAUUCAAGCUCCUCAGGUAGCUCAGAUUCAGGUUCUGAAGGAUCGGGCUCUUCCUCUGGAUCUAGCUCUGGAUCAACUUCAAGCUCGACCAAGCUGUCAUUUGCUAAUUUGAAUGCUAGAAAGGUUACAAGUGGUGAAUUGAUUACGGUUGUUAUUAUGAUAACAAGUUUCGUAUGUGGAUUUUCAUUCGUCAUGUUUUGA